This is a messenger RNA of Dendronephthya gigantea, 1127 nucleotides long. RefSeq lists its product as uncharacterized. The coding region runs from base 98 to 892 and encodes 264 amino acids. The record is from RefSeq and is a predicted model, not a curated record. Lineage: Eukaryota; Metazoa; Cnidaria; Anthozoa; Malacalcyonacea; Nephtheidae. The transcript is spliced from 3 exons.
UACCAGAAUUCGAGUCGGGACAAGUACAGCGUGAGUUCAUUGAAGAAUCAAGAGAUAGAAAAGAAGAAGCAAGGACAGGCAAGAGAGAAAAUCCAAAAUGAAAUUGACUUUGGUUUUGACUUUACUAGCUGUGACCUCGACUUUUGCUUGGCAUUUAGGUAAACGAGACUUUAUUCGAAGGUUGCAGGAUGAAAACUCUGUCAGUGAAAGCAGCGCACCUCUGCCAAAUAUCGAUUUCACAGGCAACUGGGAGGAAAAUGUCCAUGGUGAACUCGGGGUGGGAAGGGAAUUCCAAAUCAAGUACAAUGGUUCACGUCUACCUUGGCGUCCAACAAUGUAUGGUCAAGCAGCUUGGGAUAUCUUCGUUGAGUACAAAUUUGAUGACUAUUCGCCCUUCGUAUCUGAAGAACUUGGGGAUCAACCAAGCGAUAAUAUUUUCAAAAAAGUCAUUCGCAUCCCUAUUAACGCGACGAAGGUCCUGAUGUGGUUCAAACAUUGGGGUUAUUACACUAGCUACCGAUACGACAGCAACUAUGGUAAAAAUUACUACUUUCCUAUCACAAGACCGAGCAUUGUGUUUGAGAGAAAGGCCUGGGAUGAGAGAGAGCAUGGAGACCUGGUCGCUGGUGGUCAUUUCGAUUUGUUUUAUGAUUCCCGACGAUUGAAAGAAGGCGCUCAGGUGCAAGCACAGAUGAAAUUUGUUGAUGAUGAUGUUUUAACAAAGGCACUCGAUCGCACCGAUGGUUCAAGUUAUCAAACUUCAGUAAUUUCCAUUCCUGAAGAUGCCGAAAAAGUGGAAAUGUGGUUUUACUACGAAGAUGACGAUGGCAACAAACAUUACGACAGUGAUUAUGGACAGAAUUAUCACUUUCCAUUGUCCGAGACCGAGUAACUUCAAACUUUUUUGAACAAUAUAUGUUUUAGUAUCCAUACGAAGUGUUCGUCGUAGUGUCGAUGAGUGAAUCGUGUUUCCUAGACUUAGAAAACACUAUUUUGAGUUUUACUUACGAUUUUCUGUGUCUUUUACUCGCUUGUCUGAUCUGUUUUAGUUAUUAAACUGUAUGACUUGAUUUUGAUUGAUGUAAUCAAUGUUUUCUUAGUUAAUAAAGUUGUAUGUGAAAAAAAAU